UCAGUAUACUAAUUGUCAUUUGUCGUGGUCAAAUCUAUUGUAUUUGUAUUUGUACUAAGUAGAAUAUUUGAAAUGGAAAUCAUAAAUGUAUAACGUUUUAUAUUCUGUGCCAGUGUUAUCAUUUAAAAUUUUCAGUAGUCCUACUCAAGUAUCAGUGAUUUUGUUGUGUAUUUUGUUCAUAUCAAAAGUGUAUUUUUUCCUCCCUAAAAAUAUGCAGUUAUGAACUAAUGACUUCUAUCAGAACUGAAUGUGUAUGAAUAACAUGGAACUAGAUCCUACAAUUUUUUUUAAGGACUUAAUUACAUUCACAAAGGACCUUAAAAGGGGCCCUAACGAAUGUUUGCGUUUAUUGGAAACCUUAAAUCGCAAUUUAAUUGAAGAACAAAUAAAUUCAUCUUAUAUUGAUUUAUUUUUAAUUCAUUUAUUUGAGAAGAACAAUGGUUUAAUACAUUUCCUUGAUAUUGGUAUUAAAAUUAAAGAUUUAAAAAAUGCUGUAACAAAAGCAGUGGAAAUACUUUAUACGCUUGUUAACAAUUUUCCAUACAGAUUAGUUGAAAGUAAUAUUUUAGAUAUAUACAGUUUCUGCAACACUGUAAUAAAAUUACAUACCUUUUCCGAAGUAAAAGUGAAAACACUGGAUUUACUAUUUAUCAGUAUUGAUAAACUUGAUAUAUGUUUUGAUACUAAUGAUAUAUCUUCAACAUAUAAGGAAUUACUUAACUCUCUCCAAAAUGCGUUAAAACAGAAGCAUUGUGAUACGGUGAAAGAUAAAGAAUUGGUGGUUCUGGGUUAUUUUGCAAAGCGAUAUCAGUACCUCAUUAAGCAACAUAAAGAUUUACAACUACUGUUUGUAAGAAACCUUGACCCAGAAUUAUUUAAGCCUAAGAAGUCGCAACAUAUUAUUUGUGGAUUUUUCACUGGUUUCUCUUAUUUUUGUGAAAGUUUCCCAUUGGAUCCAACAAAAAAUGAAGAUAAAAAGCUAAUUGAGAAGUUGUAUAAACUUAUUUAUAACUCCGUUACACCAACAGACAGAAUGAAAAUUGGUAAUAGAGCUGCCUUAACAUUUCUUGCAAAUUAUAUUGGUUUAUAUGGAGAAUCUUUAUUAAAAGACUACAAAUUUUGGCAUACAAAACUUUUGAAAUGGUUAGAAAUGGGCAUAGAUGAGAAAAAAGUUGGUGUUGUUGUAUUAAAAGCUUUCUUCCAAGAAAUUUCUGUACUUAUAUGUAAUAAAUCUGAAGGAGACUGGAGUGCUAUUGUAAAGUACUUUAAUCAAUGGUCUUUGGAUGUAUUAAAGAAAGACAAUGUUUCCAAUUAUGAAAAGCAUUUGUCAAUACAAUGUCUGAAAUUCUUCUCAAGAGCUUCUUAUAAGUAUUUACCACAGAAUGAUGUGACACAUUUAUUUGUGGUAAUAAUGCAAAAUUUCGAAAAUAAUUACAUUUUGAAUUAUGAUCCAAAAAAUCAGGAAUGGGAGUACUUACCUGAUUAUGUUCAAACAGUGGCAAACUUUAUGCAAUUUAAAACUUUCAAAGCAAGUGAAUUCUAUUGCCUUCAGAGAGCGGUAAUUAAUAUGAUCAAAUCAUUUCAUCAACUUCCUUAUUUACAUUAUCAUUUAGUUAUUGAUGGAAUAAUUAUAACAUGUUUUUAUUUAAAGAAGUCUCAGUAUUUUGAUCCAUUUUUGGAAAAUAUGGUUUAUCAAGGUAUCAUGUGGUCUUGCUCACAUCAACACAUUUCGAAUGCCGAUUUUUCAGAUGAAAUCGAUAAAAAUCUGAUAACAGUAAAAAAUUUUUUACCCUUAUGGACCGGUAUUCUGAAAUUAUCAUCUAAUAGAACUUAUGAUAAAUAUGGUUUAUUUCUGGAAGAUCGAAAGUAUAUUCUUGAAAGGAUUGUCAGUCAACUUGUCAAAGCACUUAUGAUUCUUAUUAAUAAAUUAAACUUAUCAGUGAAAUUAAAAGAAGAAAAUGUCACAGUAACAGAAGUGGAAAAAGCUUAUCAAGUGGAACAAACAAGUGACUAUGCUAUUUUCUUAAAUGUUGUCGAUUUGUAUCAGGAAAUUUUCGACAAUAUUGAGCCAAAGAUGUUUAAGAAAUGUAUUUGUAAAAUGAUUAAACACAUUCUUAAUAAAUGUAUAAAUUAUCCAUUGAUUAGUGGAUUUUACAAAUUAUUAUCAUAUAGCUUAAAAAUUGCAAAUAAACUGGAAUUGUUUAAAGAACACAAUGAGAACCAAGAUAUUAUAAAUAUGAAGGAGACCUUGAGAGAAUUUUUGGAAUUAUUACUAGAUAAAAUGACACAGUAUAAAGAUGAAUUGUUAAUUGCCUGUUUAAAAGUUCUCCUAGAGAGUCCUGUGAUUUUAAUUAAAGACAUGUUACCCAUUUGUGUUACUCCUUUUAUAACAGUAUUUAACAUUGGAAGAAGCUAUUUCCCAUUAGCAGAAAUGGGUUUGAAUACAUUACAACAUUGGCAGGACUCUCUGAAUAAUGAAGAAUUUGAUAGCUUUGUAUCAAAAAUUAUUCCACACUUGGAUAGUUACUUAAGAAGUAAAUCUUUACUUGGACAAUGUCAAGCAAAUGUUACUGAAACUAGACGAAAAACAGCUCAAGUCUUAAAAAAGAGGAGGGUUGUUUUAGAGAUGGAACCUGAGCUCAUGAAACUUCAAAGGAAAAUCUUAAACUUCAUAGGAAGGCAAACGUCUAAAGUUUGUCAUGCAUUUGUUUAUUCUGAUGAACUUAAUGAAAUUGUACCAUCAUCGAUUUAUGGAGGGAAUCUUCACCUUAAAGUAGCAUUGCCUUAUGAAGACAUUAAUGUGGACAUUUAUUUAGAUGUAUUUGUUCCACGUAUAGUGAACUUGGCAUUAUAUAGCAGUGAUAGAAAGACAAAAAUCACUGCCUGUGAAUUACUUCAAGCAAUAAUUAUGGUAUUUUUAGGAAGAGCUAAGACCAUGAGUGGUACUGGCCUGUCCGAAUUAGAAGAUUUAUUAAAGGUAGUAUCAAUGCCUUUACUUCAAUUGGGUUGUGAUAUCGAUCAACUAGUACAACAAAUAUUUUCGCCUUUAGUUUUUCAGUUAAUGCGUUGGUACGCAUCUCCAUCUCAGCUAAGGGGAAGUCAUACUGCUAUUGUAAUUGAUUGCUUGAUGGAAAGUAUUACUCAUCCUACCAAUUCUUGCUUAAGGGACUUCUCUGGUAAAUGCAUUAAAGAAUUUGUAAAAUGGACUAUAAAGCAAAUGAGUGAAGAAGUUCUUUCUGUAGAUCCAAUCAAUAUUAAGAUUUUAAUAAAAAAGAUGAGAUUCUUCAGCAGUCAUACUGAUCCUUUAAAAAAAUUAGGAGCUGCAUUAAUUUUUAAUAAUAUUUACAGAGAAAUGAGAGAGGAAGAUUCCCUUAUCAAUAUUUUUUGGUUUGAAAUUCUACAUAUAUUCAUCAACAGCUUGUCUCUCACCGAAAAUAAUUUAUUUGAAGAUGGGAACACUACAAUGCAGAUUAAUAAUGCUCUUAGUCAUUUGGAAAGAGUUCUAAUAGAAAAAGCACACAUUUUUAGAGUAAGUAAUGAUAAACGCAGGGUUCCAAGUGAUGUAAGUGGAGAUACUUUAAAAGAUCUUGCUGUUUGGUUACUCAAGCAAACUGGAAAUAAUAGCAUGCACUGUAGAAGAGCUAGUAUGGAUUUAUUUAUUGCUGUUGCUCCUUUAACAUCAAACAAGAAAGUAAAUUUAAAAGCUUUUGUUAAUGAAAUUUUCAAUUCUGAUUUUAUUAAUAGCAUUUAUGAGAAUUCCUUAGAAACAAAUCCAACACUUAGAGGAAUUUCCCACUCAGAAGAUUGUUCUGUUUUGUUGAAAUGGAUGCAAGGUUUUUGUUGUGCACUAGAUGGCUACAACUUUGUUAUAAAGAAUAAUUUAUGUGAUAUUAAUUUUAAAAAUAAUAAAACAUUUACUGCUGUCAACUACUUUCUUAAACAUUUGCAAAAAGCUGAUAUGGCAGAAGCAUUAAACCUCAUAGAACAUAAAACGUGGACAUUUACAACUCUUGAUAUGGAACAAUUUAAAAAGCAAAAGUGUGCAUGUCUUCUAUCGAUAUUAAAAGUUUUUAAUGCAGUACUUUCCGAUGAAAUUUUAUUAAAAAAAUCCAGUGUAUUGUGGAAUAAAGAAAUUUGGGAACUUAUUUUGAAUACCAUAUUUUAUCCUCAACAAUUGGGCUUAGAUGAUAGAGUGUCACAACCAAAAUAUUUGGAAAUGUUAAAAAUCUUGUUAAAUAAUCUUCCAAGAAAAAUAUCGGGAGAUAAUAUUUCUGUAUUAGUUGAAAUGCUGUCUGAUUUUGUCGAACAAAAUUACACUUCAAAUAUAGAUUUAAAGAGAAAUGUUACUCUUCUUCAAAGAAAUAUUAUGAAUGGACUCCUAUUAUUAAAUUCCACAAAUAUUAAUAAGUGCCUGAAAAUCGAAAAAUAUGUGAAAGGUCUAAUUAAUAAACUCAUGCUGAGCUUUUAUGGUACUCUGAAUGAUGACAACGAGCUAUUUAUAAAUGAUUUUCAAGAAACUACAGUUGAAUAUUGCUGCUCCAUUUUUGAAUUGUCAUUGACAAAUAUGGAUGAACUUAAAGACCUUAUAAAUCAUUUACAUCGAUCUUACUCAGUUCAAAGUAUGGAGUUUAACAGGGAAAUUAAAUUUGGCAUUUUUCUCUUGAACACAUUCGGAGGAGUUGUCAUACCUGUCAUUUUAAAGAAUUUUGACACUUUUUUGAAAGUGUCAAUAGAAGCUGGAAAUUUAAUACUGACAGUUGAACUAGUGAUAUUUAUUUUAGUUUAUAUUAUUAAAAACAAAAACUACGAACAUUACUAUGAAGAUAUGUCGAAGGAGUUAUUGAGUAAAUGGAACACUUUUGAGCAUUUAUUUAAUUCAAAAACAGAAUAUACUCAGUUAGGACUUGAAUAUAUCAAAUUAUUUAUUGUGAUCUGUAAAUUUCACGAUGUUGGCCAACUUAACAAUUGGUUGAUUAAACUGCUGAAGCAAGAACAGGAUUUGAAUAGCAAAUUACAAAUAUUUAAUUUAUUGGUAAACACAGUAGAUGAUAACAAUAACCUUCAGUCAGGGACUGAUUUAGAAAGUGCACUGUUAGGUUUAUGUGAUAAGAUCAUCUCCAUCGAAACGACCAACAUAAAUUUUUCAUUUGACAAAAUGCUAAAUAGUAUACCUGUUUUAAAAUCCAAUACAAUUUUAAAGCUUCUUGUUACAUUGUAUGGAAAAUUAACUACUGAUCUAGAUGUAGCAACAUUAUUGAAUCAAUUUAUUAGAAACGUUGGUGUCCAUACACAAGAGAUCUCUUUGAGAACAAUUUAUGAGGUAUCAAAAGAUACAGAAACAAAUUUUCAAAGUAGAUAUAAGAUUAUAAAGAGUAUAAUACCUCCUUUGUUUCAAACUUGCCAUAUGUCUGCUUUUGAAAGAUUUUUCGAAGAAUUUAUAAAUGAUAUUAUUGCCACAUUGAGGAAUACUGAUGAUUUGGAAACAAAUAUACUUAAUUUUGUACUCAUUGAAGUAUUAUUUUUAAGAAUACCCAUAGGAACUGCUCAGCGAACUGAUUGUUCAAUAUCAAAUGCUGCAAAUAACCAAAAGUUGCCGAUUUUGUUUCUUAAAUUCAGUUUAGAGGCUUUUAAAAAGCAUUCUGCUGCGACCAAUGAGAUGCUUAGAUUAUAUAAGUGCCAUGCUUAUAAUGCUUUAGCAUCCAUAAUAAGCAACUCGGUAAAAUCACCACAAUUUUAUGAAAAAUUAUUUGCACGCUAUGAAAACGACAAAGAAAUUUUAUGGAGCGGUAUUGUAGAUACUAGCAUUGCUUAUCAGUUUCCGAUUUUAUUUGACACCAUUCCUUCUCAAAGAAAAGUAAUUAUUAAUAUAAGAGAUGAACUAAGGGCACAGCAGAGGCAGGAUGAAUAUAAAAGUAAAUCAUUGAAAUAUAUUGAAUCACAAAAAUUAUUCAGCAGUUCGUUGAGCGAAGAUGUAACAAAUUUCGAUUUCACUAACACUACUCUAAGAAAUGAGAAAAUACAUAAUGAACAAUCCGGUAAUGAUUCCCUUCAUUACCAAAAUGAAAUUCAACUUGAUGCCGUAGAAAUCAAUAAUCACGAAUGCAUGGCGACUAUUUGUGGAUUGAUACAACACAUUUUUGAUACUGGCAUAAAUGAUUUGCCAAAUUUAGAUGAUGAAGAAGCUACAUUACCAAACUGGAUGAAGGGUAUACGUACUAUCCUAUUGGCUAAUGACAAUCAUAAAAAUAUAAAAUUGUUUUUGGUAAAAGUUAUAGACAAUAUGAUUCAUAUUUUCAAUAGUUAUUCCCAAUGGUUUUUGGAACCACUGCUACAAUUUGUUGUUGAUAAAUGUGCUGGAGACAAUUUGAACUAUUUCGUAAUCGAUGUUGUUUGCAUUUUGGCUAAAUGGUCAUCAAAUAUAUUAAAACCCAAUGAAAGGGAAUGUAAGCUUGCUACUGAAAUGUUAUUAUUCUUAAUAACAAAUAUAAAUAGUGAAAGAACAGAUGUAUUCAAAUAUAAUUUAGACCUGAUAAAAUUAAUUGUGGAGUCUUGGAAAACUCAUAUUGAAGUACCUAGCAUUAAGCUGCUUGAGAUUUUGUCAUCUGAAAGUAAAUGUGAAAUCGGAAUUCAUUUGUCAUCAAUUUUUCUUGUUAAUAAACUAGAACCAUGGCAAGAUAAUAAAACAGAAGGUUUUAUUACAGUUUUAUUAAAAAAACUUAAUUCUUCUAAGAAGUCUACUUACAAAUCCUGUGCAGAAACAAUUGGACUUAUGCUCAAAUAUUUGAAUGGGCUAUAUGCUGAAAAAGUAGAUAGGGAUUUAAAAUCUAUUGGUGAUUUUAAUAAAUAUGUGCAUUGCUUAGAAGGUGUUGCCAUACAUUUCCCUCAAUUAGUAAAUGUGUAUCAUAUAUCUAAAUUGAUUAGUUCACUUAACCAGUUUCCAGAUGCUCAAAAAAUUGUACAUUUGAAAAUUAUAUUUCGAAGAGUUGAAAUGUCACUGGAUAUUUUCGAGGAAAUAAGUGAUUUUAAAAUUGUUGAAUGGAGUAAUCUCUUAGAACAUGCUAAUUUAGAAAUACAAAUAAUUACACUAAGAAUUAUUAAGACAUGUUUGGGUAUAUUUAUGAGUUAUCAAAAUUAUCCAAAUAUAAUUAAAACUCUUGGAAGGAAUGUUACCAAUCCAAAUACGUUAUACCGUAAUUGCAUUUAUGACAUAGCUAUUGCAGUGUAUAAAGAGAAUAAAGAUAUAUCGGACAUUUGUAAAGAAAUACUUAUUUUUGGUCUGGUAGACGAAGAUGCUGAUAAUAAGGAAAAAAUUAUCAAUUUCUGGAAAGAAAAUUCGGAUUUACCUAACACUGUAGUGGAUAGAUUUUCUUACUUGCUUUCAAAUCUUUAUAAAGCCAAAAUGGAAGACUAUUUCAUAAGCUAUGUAAACUAUUUUCUUAUUACGGUAUUAAAUACAAGAGAUGAAUAUAACACUGUGAUAUUUGAGCAUCCAUUAGAAGAUUGUAAUUUUGAGGAUUAUCGACUUCAACUGAAUUGGCGAUUGCAACACCCAUCAGUUGUCCCUUUAUUUGCAGAAACUCUUGCUAAUACUGAAAACAGUGAUUUUUAUGAUAAUUCAAAUUUGUUCCAACUUAAGGAGACACAGGCUAAUUUAUCAUUUUCCCCAACUCUGAGCUUGAAGGAACAGGAAUUUUCAAAGUACACAAACUUAGAUAGUUCUCUUUCUGUUAGCAUUACCGAUACGGAAAGUUCUAUAAAAAAUCCCAAUGAUCUAAUUCUGUCACAAAAAUAUCGCUUGCCAAAGAGAAGGUUCUUAAAGGAUAAAUCUAAAAUAUCUAUUAUUUCUGCACAUCAUGAGAUAAAAAAACAAAUCAAAAAGGUAGAAAAAAGAAAGGAUUUGGCCAGAGAAAGGGAAAAGAAAGUUACUAUUUAUCGAAGCUAUAGAAAAGGUGAUUUUCCUGAUAUUCAAAUUUUACUGUCUUCAGUUUUGGAACCAUUGCAAAUGCUGUCCUUGCAUGAUGGUGAAGUGGCAAAAAUAUUAUUAACAGAGAUUUUUAAAGGUAUCAUUCUAAAAAUUGGAAACAAUGAUUUAUUUAUGAAUUCGAUUCUUAACAGUAUUCAAUAUAUUUUUCAAAAUUCUACAAACUUCAAUCCAAACUUAAUUAGUACCCUCUUAGAUAUAUUGCUAAGGCAUAAAGACAAAUUUCAUUUUGGUCAACCACAAUUAAUAUCCUACGUUUGUCAACAAAGUGGUUUAUUAUCUAUUGGAACUUUACUUUUGGAAGAAUACCUCAUUAGUUGUGAUGACUUACCAUCUGGAAGCAAAAAAGGAGCAGGUACUGAAGAAAAUACAGAAACUGUAUAUUGGGUGAAGUUAGCAGAGCUUUAUAAGGAGUUAGAAGAAUGGGAUAUGGUUAGAUCAAUAUUUCUAGAAAAAAUGAAUUGUAAAGAUAUUGUUCAAAAAGCAAUACAAUUCGAAUCUGAGGGGCAAUGGCGAGCUGCUCAAGAACUAUAUGCAGAACUUAUAGAAACUGAUGUAUCAGCAGAGAGGAAAGAUUUCUAUUAUGAUUCUUAUUUUAAGUGUUUUGCUAAUUUAGGAGAAUGGGAGACUUUACCCGAAGCAAUAGAAUCUGUAAUUGCUUCUCCAAAAAUGGACAAUGUUUGGACCAUCCUUUGGGAUAAAGAUUGGUGUCAGCAAAAAUUAUUACCUUGGUAUAUUGAGGCACAAGUUAAGUACACAUUGUUCAAUCAGAAAUGGUCUGAGGAAUUCUCUAAUAACUUAAAUGAAUGUCUUAGUUCUGCAGAAAAAGCAGAAUAUAUACAAACAAAUUUUUCAGAGGAAAUAUCCAUUAUGUGGCUAUUCAAGAAAGAUAUUGCAAGUAGUUCUCUCUAUCUUAACAGCUAUAUAAAGAAUUUUCUAAAUAAUUGGCAAACAUUAAAUCCAAUGUAUGAAUCUUUAAGGUACGAUAAGAUUUUACGGUUGAGGAAUGUUAUUGAAGUUGAUGGGUUCAUAACAACUUACAAAAAUUUAUCUGAUGAUUUUGAAAAUUCCUUAAAGAAAUUGACCACCACUUGGGAGAAUACAUCAAAUGAAAUAAUGCCAUCAGCCUUACUAAAUGAAACUAGAGUAUUAUAUAGAACGUUAUUUGUAAACUUAUUAAAAGAAAAAAUAUUAAAAUUUGAAUUUAUUGACACUAACCAAUGUGUUGAAAAUAUAGAAUCAGUAAAAACAAACUUAAAUUUGUCUUUAAUUGAGGCUGCAAUAGAAUUAAAUAAUUAUUAUAUAUCAAAAAAAUAUUUCAAGAAAUAUGCUACCCAAGAAAAUUUUAAAUUUCAAUUGGCUUUUGGUAACAUCGCUUUUCUUAAGUCGAAAACAAUAGCGGAUCCACAAGAACAAGUGAAGGCCUUGAUCCAAACAGUAGAUAUUUUUGGAUCACUCUUCAGAAAAGUAAAUGAUAAAGCUGUGUUGCUACCAGCUAAUAUAAAAUAUUUUGAUAUAGUUACCAAUAUUUCACAUGUAUUAACAAAUAACCAAGCAUUGCUGCCCCAAUUUCAAGAAAAGCUUAUAGCAAGUUUUGGAACUGAAGUUAAUUCUCCCGAAGAUAUAAACACAUAUGCAUCGAGCAAAUUACAAUUAGCUGUUGAAAACAUUGAAGCAGCUGGUGAUAUGGACUGCGAAAACAAUAGUAUUUGUACGUCUUCUAAAAUUAAUUAUAUUGCAAAUGCAUUUGUUAAAUUAGCAUACUUCAUCAGAGAUAGGAAUGAUGAACUACUUCAGGGAGAUUUUAUUUUAUACGUUCUUAGAGCAAUGAAAUUAAAUUCAUUGGAAGCAAAACAGCUUUUCCCCUGCAUAUUAAUACAAAAUCGACUGGGAACUGAUUAUACUCAACUUUUUAUUGAUGAGACUGAAAAAAUUCCAACUUGGAUGUUUUUGGGUUGGAUACCCCAGUUGCUAGCGAAUUUAGAUACUAAAAAAAUAUAUGCACUUUCAAAAAUUGUGUUAAAAAUUGCUGAAACUUAUCCCCAAGCUAUAAUGUAUCCCUAUCGACUAAGUAAGGAGCACUAUAAUUUAAAAGACAGUGAAGUGGCAGAAGAUACACAGUUAUUAAUAAAAAAGCUUGAUUGUCUACUGCUGAACGAUCCAAUGGUUGAUAAAUUCUUAAAGGCACUGUCUUAUGUUACUGUACCUGCUGCAAUGCUAAAAUAUUAUGUCGGUAAAAUGAAGUCACAGAAGGAAAGCGAGGUUAUAGCUGUUCAAGAAAGUGUUAUAACUAAUAUAUUCACAGAAACACCUAAUUCCAAGAAUAUGAAUAGCAUGCAAGGCAAUAUGUUCAAAAAUAUAGAUAAAUAUAAGAGGAGAAUACAAAAAAUUUUGACUUCAAAAAAGAUGAAAGAUGAAUUAAAAAAAAUUGAAGAAGAACUAUCAUGUAUGUUACAAUCUGAAAAAAAUUCAGUUCUUCUUAAAGAUUAUUGUCCAUGGUUAGCAAAUUUUUCUGCCAACAAAUUUAACCUUGACUUGGAAAUUCCUGGUCAAUACAAUGGAAAUAAGUUACCUUUACCACAACAUCAUAUUAAAAUAUCAGGAUUUUAUCCAAAUGUGAUUAUUAUGAAGUCAAUAAGAAAACCAAUAAAAUUAACAAUAGUGGGAAUUGAUACAAAAGAAUAUCCAUUUUUAAUCAAAUUUGGCGAGGAUAUCCGUCAGGAUCAAAGAAUAGAACAGUUGUUUGGGCUAAUGAAUGGUAUUUUUAAAAAUGAUGCAACCUGUCGCGUAACUAAUUUAGAAAUUUUAACUUAUGAGGUAAUACCCUUAACAUCCAGCUUAGGAAUGAUACAGUGGAUUAAUGAUACACAACCAUUAAGUAGUUUCAUACAGAAAUCCUUAAAUAAAAAAGAGAUUAAAGAAUUUGAUAGAAUACCAGAGGAUUAUACUAAUUGGUUAUGUAAAGGUAAUACACCAGCUGUUAAAUAUGGAUUGUCGGCAGUUAAGUAUGACAGGAAUAAGACCGUCACCUUUUAUCGAAGCCUGGUGAAUAGAAUUCCAUGGGAUAUUCUCAGGAAAUCCUUUUGGUCAUUAAGCAACACCACAGAAAACUAUAUUGCCCUACGAAACAAUUUUAUAAAGAGUUAUGCGCUGCUCUGCGUCAGUCAAUGGAUUUUGGGAAUAGGUGACAGACAUCUAAACAAUUCGUUGGUAUGCGUUAGAAACGGUAAAGUUUUGGGUAUAGACUUUGGCCAUGCUUUCGGUACAGCAACACAGAUUCUGCAGGUACCUGAACUUGUACCUUUUCGAUUAACCCCACAUAUAAUAAGUCUCAUGGAGCCAUUAAAAGAACGUGGUCAAUUUAGACAGUGCAUGAUUCAUUCUUUGAGAGCUCUAAGAGCCAAUCACAAUUCUCUACUGGCCACGAUGAACGUAUUCAUAGAAGAACCUUCCCUCGAUUGGUUGGAACAUGCUUCAAGGUUUGAAAAUAAAGGUGAAGGAACACAUGAUUGGUACCCUAAUGUUAAAGUGAACCAAACUAAGAGAAAACUUGAAGGUGCAAGCUCCACUAAAAUAUUGGUAGAAGAUCUGGUUGGGGGACGGAAAGAACCUCACUGCCUACAAGCUUAUGUAAAAUUAGUCAACGGAUUACCACAAUUUGAUAAGCGAACUCAAUUAGUUCAUGAUAACUUGAGUGUUGAAGAUCAAGUUGACUGUUUACUUGAUCAUGCUACCGAUUAUAAUCUGUUAGGUAGAAUGUGGGCAGGUUGGAUGCCCUGGAUAUAAUACAUUUCGUUUCGGUGUUCCCUUAUAAGCAGGUAUAACAAUCUCGGCCAGAAUAUUUUCUUAUUAUUUGAUCCUCUUAUACAGGGUGUCUCAGAAAGGUUUAGAUACCACUCAACUAUAGACUUCUGGGAUCAGAAUAAAAUGAUUUAACCAACUUAUCUAUAUAUAAAAGUACUUACUGGUACAUAGUCUGCUAAGUGUGAUAUCAUGAAAUAUUAUUUUUCAGUGUCACUCUAAAACAGUUUUAGCUUGAGAUUUCCCAUUUGGGACAUGUUUUUGUUUAUUCAAAUUAAAUGUAUGUCUUGAAUAUGUAAGAAGUAUAGGGUGUUAUUUUUUUGGAAUACCCACGUCUUUAUUACCCUUGUGUUUUAAGCGUGUGGCUAAAUAAUUUACAUUUUCUGAUAUACAACUAUUUUGUAAAGAAUUUUUGUUUCUCGAGAAAUUUUGAUAUCUUCUCGAUUUCAGGUGAAACAGAUAAUUUUUGGCAUGAAAGGUGCUGCCAAAAAGUUUAUAUUAAUAUAGUUUCUAAAAAGAUUCCUAAGGAUACUGUCGCAGUUAAAUAGGAUGCAUUUUAAAUAGCAUGUUCAUAUAAACUUUUUUCUUACUUUUAUGUGUGUACCUCUUCAAACAUUUGAACCAAAAUCUCAAACACUCUAUAUUUAAAUAUUCUAUUAUCGGAUAUUUUUUUGUUCUGCUCAAAAUGUGUAAUUAGCAGAUAUCAAAAUUGAUCUUUGAAAUAUUAUAUUGAAAAAUGUAAAACAGUUUUAAAAGAUAUUAUAAAAUAUUUUUCCAAAGUAUUCAAAACAUAAUACGAAGUUACUGCCGAAAGCGAGGCAGAAAUUAAUGGCAAAACAUCGAUCAUUAAAAACUUGAUCAUGCAAUUAAAAUGGAUUCUAAUUAUUUGUUCAGAAUGAAAUGAUUUUUGUGUUAAUUGAUUAAAUCGCCCCCGCAUUCAGUAUUAAUUUUGGUAAAUCUGGUCAAUGUCUACCCUAAAAAAGCCAAUUGUCUUUUGAAAGUUUAUUUUAGAAAAAUCAAGUUCAAGAGUGGUGUAUAAGUGCAUGAAAUAAUAAAGAGUCAGAUCAAGGUUAUACUUCAGGAAGUUUAUUUUGUCACAGAUUUUAAAUAACAUAUGUAUAUUUUUUUAAUGUUAUAU
Anoplophora glabripennis (Asian longhorned beetle) is the source of this 12920-nucleotide messenger RNA. RefSeq names its product DNA-dependent protein kinase catalytic subunit. Gene Ontology annotation, molecular function: protein binding; DNA-dependent protein kinase activity. Gene Ontology annotation, biological process: intrinsic apoptotic signaling pathway in response to DNA damage; telomere maintenance; double-strand break repair via nonhomologous end joining. Bases 248 to 11767 code for a protein of 3839 amino acids. The record is from RefSeq and is a predicted model, not a curated record. The transcript is spliced from 21 exons. Lineage: Eukaryota; Metazoa; Arthropoda; Insecta; Coleoptera; Cerambycidae. Gene Ontology annotation, cellular component: nucleus.